AUGCAUGCCAGCUGCAGCUCUCUCCCCGCCGACGACUCCUCGGAGCGCAGUGCCCUGAUUCAUGGCAUAUACGAAUCCAUCAAGUCGAUUACUCGCUUCGAAGAUCGGACUGCCGCCCUAGUGCAAGCACGGUGCUGGAGUGUGCUCUGGACUAUUGACCGACGCAGGCUGAAGAAGAUUGCAGAGGACCUGCGGCAUCCAGAGGCGUUUUUGGGUGUGAUCCUGCACCUCCCUGAGAACGCCUGCAGAGCGGCAAGGCUUGCUCUAACCUUCAUUGACCAAAGUCCGACACCUACAGACAGCAGGCAAGCCAUCAGCGCCUUCGAUCAGGUACGCAUCCGCGACGGCUCCGCCUGUGUGGUGACUAAGACGCCCGCCGCCUCGCCCUGCUACAUUUUCCCACCCAAUGCUUUGAAAUCCAAUCCAACGCUCCCCAGAGCCUUAGAAAAGCUCUACCAUGUAUGGGAUUGGAAGAGGCUGUACCGCACCAGGGAAAAGAUCCAAAACACUCUCAUUAGACCAAGUAACAUACUUUGUCUAAGCAAAGAGCUCAGUUCGUUGUGGGACCAAGGUCUCUUUGCGCUAGAGCCAUUGGACGACGACAUUGACUUCAUCGUAUAUGAGAUGACCGAGGACGGUGGGGAGACAUUGCCGAGUAACGUGUACGGGGCCAGAUACCGCUUCCACUGGCUCCCACGCACCAGUCUUUCGGGACCAGAGAGCAAGGUUGACUUUGCGUUGCAUCCCAACGCGAUUUUGGCCAAGCUCCCCCGUCGCGUUCUAAGUCAGGUUUUCAAGAAGAUCCUGUCAUUUGCAGGCAGUCGUCAGGGCGCGGACAUCGAAAAUGGGCGCAUCGUCGACAUCUUCGCUGACAACAGAGCUCUUCUCCCCGACAGAGACCUCAUGCAGAUUCGAUUCGACGUACUUAGAGUGCACGCUCUGAACGGCGGACGAGGACCUGAGGUAUACCGUGACUUGGUUGAUCCUGACGCCAAAGAAGCGGAUAAGCUCCUGUCAUGA
Messenger RNA from Colletotrichum aenigma, 1020 nucleotides. RefSeq lists its product as uncharacterized. The coding region runs from base 1 to 1020 and encodes 339 amino acids. NCBI's taxonomy places the organism in Eukaryota, Fungi, Ascomycota, Sordariomycetes, Glomerellales, Glomerellaceae. The record is from RefSeq and is a predicted model, not a curated record. The transcript is spliced from 2 exons.